AAAACAUGUCGCAAUGGCCAGAUCUACGCGUCCCAUAGAUCGAGUCAAGCGAAGAUGAGAGUGGAAGUCACGAAUUGUCCAGCCCACCUACCCGAUACAGGCCCGUCAUGGUGCUCUGUCGCAUACGACUGAACUGCCUGGACCACUAUCAAGCAUACCCGGGACUGCUCGACCCGCCGCUAUGGGGCGAUCCGUCAUUGCUGUCACAGAGAGAUCUCCCCCAAGUGCCAGUAGUCCGUGUGUUUGGCGCGACCAAGAGCGGACAGAAAGUGUGUCUUCACAUCCACGGCGCAUUCCCGUACCUCUACAUCGAAUACACCGGCCCUCUUGACCGCCUCUCGGUCGACGAAUACAUUGCAGCCCUUCGACUGUCCAUAGACCAUGCACUUGCAGUCUCAUAUAGGAGAAACACGGCAGACACAAAAGCCAUAUUCGUCGCCCACAUCAGUCUCGUCAAGGGUGUCCCAUACUUUGGCUACCAUGUUGGCUUCAAAUACUUCUUGAAGGUCUACCUUCUCAACCCUUCAAACAUGACUCGUCUGUCGGAUCUGCUUCACCAAGGUGCCAUCCUGAAGCAGGUCUUCCAACCUUACGAGAGCCAUCUGCAGUUCCUUGCUCAAUGGAUGUGCGAUUUCAACUUGUACGGCUGCAACUACAUCGACACCGACAAUCCCUUCUUCCGCGACCCUGUCCCGGACGUCCAAGACCUCGUCAACCCUCAUCACGAGUGGCACGACAGAUCCAUACCCGACUCGCAGCGCCUACACCCAGACCACUUUCAACGCCAGAGCCACUGCAGUCUCGAGGUCGACAUUCGCGUACAAGACAUUCUGAACAGGAACGAUGUGAAAGACAGGGCGUUGCAUCAUGACUUUGUCGAACGUCUCAACCAUCUGGCACCAGAGGAAAAGUUUGUUCAAUCUAUGGCUGGCCUCUGGAGGGAUGAAACAAUCAGACGCAAGAAACGCAUGGGCAUCACAGAUCCCAGCAGCAGUCCCUUCCCACCGGAAGUGCUCGUGUCUAUGUCGCACGAUCCUAGGAACACUGAAAACGGUGGCUGGAUACAUGAAGCAGAGUUUCGUAAAGUUGUGGAAGAGCUGGCCAAGGACGAACGCGAGAGAAUGGGCGGAAACGCUCCUUCUUUCGACUCCUUCGUCAAGCCUCGUGAGGAAGACUUUCCUGUUCAGACUACGUUGGAGAGCGUCGAGGAACUUUUCCAUGAGAACAUCUUGCAAUUCGUGUCAGAUGAGCAGUCGUACGAGUCUGACGAGGAAGUGGCCCGAAAAAUAGCAUUGACACAGAUCCAUCAGCCCAAGCAGGACCCUGCGCCAGAUGUUGCUGCUGAUGACGAGACUCGUCCUGAUGGUGAUGAUUAUGCUCAGCAAUUCCUUGACCCUCUGGAUUCUCUGUCAACGUCAUCCCUUCCCAAGACUUCUCAACCCAAAUCAGGCGAACAGCCACCAGUGCCGGCACCGAUCGCUCCCGACCCAGAACCUCAGCAUGGCAAGAAGCGCCAGAUCGUUGAUGGAGAGGCGUCUGUCAAACGACGAAAGGUGGUCGGCUUCGCGGCGGAUACUCAGGAGCCUCCGAAAGAGGCUGUAAAGUCGAGACGCAAGAACUUCAAAGUCAAGGAUUGUGUGACAAACUCUCAGAUCAUGGCAGACGCCGAAGCAGAUCAAGAAAAUGGUUUACUCAAUGAUCUCCCUCCUGCCUCGACACAAUUGCCGAAUAGUCAAGAGAAUAGUAAGUGGAGAAUUUCACAGUCCUAUCCGGCUGUGAAGAACCCCCACGACCCUGGUACUAUGUUGCGUCUAAGCCAGAGAAGUGACGGUGGUAGUCAGAGGAAUCCUGUCACACCAGCCAAGUCAAGUCAGAAUCGCAAUUACGAGCCUUCCUCUUCUUCGUCCUGGAUCAAGUCGAGGUACACAGCCAAUGCUACUCCAUCAAAGCAUGCCACCAUCUCUCCGGCUGCACGUAAGCUAGCAACACCGCCAGUCGUUUACCAGGACGCCUUCUAUAGUGAUGAACGAGAUGUGCCAGAGCGAUCAAGGGAGUAUGCCGGUCAGGAGUUCAAGCUCGAGAGCAACACUAUCCCUUUCUUGCCUGACUUUGAUGCCACUGGUGGGUCUGAUGCUUCGAGAGGAGCAAAGCUCCCAAUAGUCCUCGAUAGGGUCAAAGAAGAACUUCAGCAUCAAGUGCGACGAAAGGACUGUUUCCUCCAGCGCUGGGAGAUUGAAGCUCGUCCUCCGUCUUUUUCGGAAGUGCAGAAUUGGCUUCAUGCCAAGUGCCCGACUGUCGAGGAUGCGCCGGAAGAAGAUGAUGGUGAAGUCGAUCAUCCUCUUUCACAACAAGACUUUUUGGAACGCACCAAAACUAUGCUGUCGCAGAUCGAAGGCCCAACACAACGAAACAAACAUGGCUUCAAGUUCUCGCAAAGGAAGAAGUCGACCAGUGUACAGCAUGAAGUUCAAUACAUGUCUAUCAUGAGUCUUGAGGUCCACGUCAACUCGAGAGCAGACCUUGCCCCUGACCCUGAGCAUGAUGAGAUUGCUUGUGUGAUCUGGUCUCUCAAGGCUGAUGAUACUGAUCUUUAUGUUGGGAUCAUUGCGCUGUCUAAAGAUGGUGAUCUGGUUGAGCGUAUGAGAAAGCAAGUUGGUGUAGAUGUCGAGGAAGAGGACAACGAGCUGGAUGUUCUCAAUCGACUGGUCGACAUUGUUCGCGAAUAUGACCCGGAUAUUCUUGCUGGAUUCGAGGUACACAACUCGUCUUGGGGAUACUUGAUCGAACGUGCUCGGCUCCAAUAUGAGUUCAAUUUGUGCGAAGAGCUGUCUCGUGUUAAGUCACAAUCGCACGGUCGAUUUGGUAAAGACGCGGACAAAUGGGGCUUUGAGCAUACAUCGACUAUUCGCAUCACUGGCAGACACAUGAUCAACAUCUGGCGCGCCAUGCGAGGCGAACUCAACCUGCUGCAGUACACCAUGGAGAAUGUCGUGUUCCAUCUUCUUCACAAGCGUGUUCCUCACUACUCUUUCGCGGACUUGACAACAUGGUACAAGAGUGCAAAACCUCGAGACUUGGCUAAAGCUCUGGACUACUUCAUAACCCGCGUUCAGCUCGACUUGGAGAUCUUGGAUGCGAAUGAAUUGGUGCCUCGUACCUCCGAGCAAGCACGUCUACUUGGCGUUGACUUCUUCAGUGUCUUUAGUCGAGGCUCUCAAUUCAAGGUCGAGUCACUGAUGUUCCGAAUCGCCAAACCAGAAUCGUUCGUUCUUGUCUCUCCCAGCCGCAAGCAGGUCGGUCAGCAAAAUGCUCUUGAAUGUCUGCCGCUUGUCAUGGAACCUCAAAGUGCUUUCUACAAUAGCCCAUUGCUUGUACUGGACUUCCAGAGUCUGUACCCGAGUGUCAUGAUUGCAUACAAUUAUUGUUACUCGACUUGUCUUGGUCGCAUUACUCCUUGGCGAGGUCAGAACAAGAUGGGCUUUACAGACUUCAAGCGUGACCCAGGCUUACUUGAUCUGGUGAAAGACAAGCUGAACAUAUCUCCCAAUGGCAUGAUGUACGUUAAGCCCGAGAUGCGCAAGUCAUUACUCGCGAAGAUGUUGGGCGAGAUCCUGGAGACGAGGGUCAUGGUGAAAUCAGGCAUGAAGGUCGACAAGGACGACAAAACCUUACAACAGCUUCUCAACAACAGACAGUUGGCACUGAAGCUGAUUGCGAACGUCACUUAUGGUUACACUUCUGCUUCAUUCUCUGGUCGUAUGCCAUGUUCAGAGAUUGCCGAUUCUAUCGUUCAGACCGGCAGAGAGACGCUAGAGAAAGCCAUUGCACUCAUCCACUCGGUUGGCAGAUGGGGAGCAGAAGUCGUCUAUGGUGAUACAGACUCUCUCUUUGUCUACCUCAAAGGUCGCUCUCGCGAUGAAGCCUUCAAGAUUGGUGAUGAGAUUGCGAAGGCAGUCACAGACAUGAACCCUCGACCCAUCAAACUCAAGUUUGAGAAAGUCUACCAUCCCUGCGUCCUGCUAGCCAAGAAACGCUAUGUCGGUUUCAAAUACGAACACCCCUCUCAGACAGAACCAGACUUUGACGCCAAAGGUAUUGAAACAGUCCGCCGCGACGGCACACCCGCCGAGCAGAAGAUUGAAGAAAAAGCUCUAAAGCUACUCUUCCGUACGUCUGAUCUCAGUCAAGUCAAAGCAUAUUUCCAAUCUCAAUGCCAUAAAAUCAUGACUGGCAAGUUCAGUAUCCAGGACUUUUGCUUUGCGAGAGAAGUCAAACUGGGCACGUAUUCGGACAAGGGACCUGCGCCUCCUGGUGCACUUAUUGCAACUAAACGAAUGCUGAAGGAUGCGAGACAAGAGCCACAAUAUGGAGAGCGAGUGCCAUAUGUAGUCAUUGCAGGUGGCCCUGGCGCAAGACUUUUCGAGCGUUGUGUGGAACCUGAACGACUGCUGUUUGACGAACAUGCCGAGUUGGAUGCUGAGUACUAUAUCAGUAAGAACCUCAUUCCACCACUGGAGAGAAUAUUCAAUCUCGUGGGCGCGAACGUUAGGGCGUGGUAUGAUGAGAUGCCUAAAGUUCAGCGUGUGAGGUCUGUGGGUGGUGGUGGAGCAAGCAAAGCAACACAUAAGACUAUGGAGUCGUACAUGGCCAUCUCCACAUGCGUGGUCUGUGGCGUCAAACUUGCUCCUAUGGCUCCCACUGCUGGACAAGUCAUUCUGCCUCUUUGCGCCAAGUGUGCAAAAACACCUGCUUUGACACUUCCCAUCCUUCGUCAGAAGAUGAGAGCUGCAAUGGCAAAGAAACAGGAUAUGGAUCGGGUGUGCAGAUCUUGUACUAAUGUGCCUGUGGGCGACGAGGUCAAAUGCGAUAGUAGAGAUUGUCCGGUUUUCUACUCGAGGAUUAAGGCUGGGGCGAAGUACUCAGUGGAGAGGGAGAGACUGGAAGGAGUUGUGGAGGCUGUGGAGAAGGAGGAGGAGAAGAAGUUUAUGAUGUUGGAGUGGUAG
Molecule: messenger RNA, 5003 nt
Organism: Aureobasidium subglaciale EXF-2481
Lineage: Eukaryota; Fungi; Ascomycota; Dothideomycetes; Dothideales; Saccotheciaceae
Exons: 4
Coding region: 108-5003 (1631 amino acids)
Biological process (GO): double-strand break repair via homologous recombination; error-prone translesion synthesis
Cellular component (GO): zeta DNA polymerase complex; nucleus
Molecular function (GO): DNA binding; DNA-directed DNA polymerase activity; nucleotide binding
Source: RefSeq, a predicted model, not a curated record